UCAUUACAAGACACAGAAUUCAGAAUACAUUUCUUCAGAAGUUAUGAAAAGACAAGAACCAUGAAUGCUGAAAAAGACGCUGAUUAUCACAACAUUAGCGAUGGAGAGAAAAGAUGUUGCCCUGAUAAGGCAGUUAGUGCGCAUACUGUGGGCGGUCCGUAAUGCCUGAGGCUUAGCCUUCACCAACUUCCUUGACAUAAAAAUUCACUAACAACACUGAGGACGACAUAUAAGCGUCGGACAGAUAGCCUGUGGAAAAAUAGAAAUCAUCAAACUGGUUGACAUAUGCAUGCAGUGUUCUGAAGAACAAAAGGCUUUCUUUGCCCGUUUAUUAUGUUGGGAGUACAAAUCUAUAAUAUAAAAAAACAAUAGGUACAAAGAACACAACGUGGAUUCUGACAGUUGUGAUCAGGAGGGAUCAGAUUCCCCUGAGCCCAGUGUUUUGUCUAUGAAGAGCAACCGAUCAAUGCAAAUGCCGGUUUACUUGAGAAAUACAACACAUCUUCCACAUCUAAGUUUGGUCGACAGAUCAGACUCUUCCAGUCCUAGUGUUUUGUCCAUGAAGAGCGACCGCUCAAUGCAAAUGCCAAUUCAUCUGAAAAAUGGAUCAAUGGAAAAAGGUCUCCACCAGGAGAGAUCAAACUCAUCUUCCCCAAGUGUUUUGUCUAUGAAGAGUGACCGGUCAAUGCAAAUGCCAAUUCAUCUGAAUGAACCACCUCCACUGGGACUAAGGUAUUCACUAACAAAAUCAUGUCAGGAUGCUCUGAAGACUGGCAGCUUUCCUGGAGAAUUCAUUCAUCAAUGUGAUUCAAAAAGUCCUGACAUCAAGAUUAAUAGAUUAAAAAAAGAAAUAAAAAAGAAGCAACUGUACAUUUUUGAAGGAUUUGCAAAGCAGGGAAAUCCAAAACUUCUGAAGGACAUCUAUAUAGAGCUCUACAUCACAGAGGGAGGGAAUGGAGAGAUCAGUUACGAGCAUGAAAUUAAAAGAAUAGAAAAAACGUUGAAGGUUCCUGCAGGAGCAACGAUACCAAUCAAAUGCAAUGAUAUUUUUAGAGCUUUACCUAGACAAGACAAACCAAUCAGAACUGUGCUGACAAAGGGAGUCGCUGGCAUUGGAAAAACAGUCUCUGUGCAGAAGUUCAUCCUGGACUGGGCUGAAGGGAAAGAGAAUCAGGACAUCCAGCUCAUAUUUCCUCUUCCUUUCAGAGAGCUCAAUCUGAUGAAGAACAAAACACUCAGUCUUUCAGAUCUUCUUCAAAUGUUCUUCCCUGAAACAAAAGAAAUGGAAAUAUCCAGUGAUGAAUAUAAAGUUUUGUUCAUCUUUGAUGGUCUGGACGAGUGUCGUCUGUCUCUAGAUUUUCAGAGUGAUGUGAGGUUGUGUGAUGUAAGUGAAUCAGCAUCAGUGGACGUGCUGCUGACGAACCUCAUUGUGGGGAAUCUGCUUCCCUCUGCUCUCAUCUGGAUCACGUCCAGACCAGCAGCAGCUGAUCUCGUCCCCUCUGAGUGUGUCCAUCGAGUGACAGAGGUACGAGGCUUCAAUGAUCCACAGAAGGAGGAAUACUUCAGGAAGAGAGUCAGUGAUCAGAGUCUGGCCGAUAGGAUCAUCUCACAUCUGAAGUCAUCAAGGAGCCUCUUCAUCAUGUGCCACAUCCCAGUGUUCUGCUGGAUCUCAGCCGCUGUUCUGGAGAAGAUGUUGAGUCGAGCAGAGAGUGGAGAGAUUCCCAAGACUCUUACUCAGAUGUACACACACUUCCUGAUGGCACAGAUUAACAUCAAAGAUACAAAGUACAAUGAGAAGAAGAGCAAAGACAAAGAGAUGAUUUUCAAACUAGGGAAACUGGCAUAUGAGCAGCUGGAUAGAGGCAACCUGAUCUUCUAUGAGGAAGACCUGAGAGAGUGUGGCAUUGAUGUGACAGAAGCAUCAGUGUACUCAGGAUUGUGCACUCAGAUCUUCAGAGAGGAGUUUGGUUUGUAUCAGGGGAAGGUCUUCUGCUUUGUUCAUCUGAGCAUUCAGGAACAUCUAGCAGCUCUAUAUGUGCACCUCUCCUUCCACAACAGCAGAAUAAACGUGCUUGAAGCACAUGAAUCUGGAAUGCCGGUGACAAUGUUGAGUUUACACAAGUGUGCAGUUGAAAAAAAUUUAAAAAGUAUGAAUGGGUAUCUUGAUCUUUUCCUUCGAUUCCUGAUUGGACUUUCUCUGGAGUCAAAUCACAGUCUAUUAAAAGGGCUUUUGGUGAAGAAGACAGACAGCUCCCUGGAAACAGAGAAAACUAUUGAUUAUCUCAAGCAGAAGCUAAAAACAAUCCUUUGCUCAGAAAUGGCUCUUAUUUUGUUCCACUGUCUGAAUGAACUCAAUGAUCAUUCCCUCAUUACUGAAAUCCAAAGCUACCUGACUUCUGGAAAGCUGAACAGCGAAGCUCUGUCCCCAGAUCUCUGGUCGGCUCUGGUGUACAUCUUAAUGACAUCAAAUGAGAAGUUUGAGGAUUUCGAACUUUGUAACUAUGGAAGAUCAGACACUGCUCUGUAUUGGCUGCUUCCUGUGAUCAAGAUGUCAAAAAAGAUCUGGUUGCAUGACUGUAAUAUCACAAACAAAGGAUGUGUAUCACUGUGUUUGGUUCUUUCAUCACUAUCCAAUGUGAGAGAGCUGGACCUGAGCAAUAACACCCUGCAGGACGCAGGGGUAGAAAUACUCAGCAAAGGAGUAAAAAACUCAUGCUAUGAACCAAAACUAAGGGAGGAAUGGCUCUUCAAUCAUCAAAAUGAACAAGAUAAUCAGCUCAAGUAUGAAGCUUUCCUAUGUCUCACUGCAGGGCUACAGGAUACGGAGUGUAGACUGGAAUCCUUGAAUCUUAAGAACUGUGGAGUAACAGAAGCAGGCUGUGUUUACCUGAGCAAAGCUCUGAGUUUAAACCCUUCUCAUCUGAAAGUUUUGGACCUGAGCUGGAACAACAUUGGAGACUCUGGAAUGAAACAUCUCUGCGCUGCUGUGGGUAAAAUACACUGUGCAUUGGAAACAAUAAAGUUAAAUAACUGUAACAUAACACACAAAAGUUGUAUAGCAUUGGCUAAAAUACUACAAACAGUUUCAAAUCUGAAAGAGCUCUCUCUAAGUGAGAAUGAGCUCCAGGACUCGGGUGUGAUGCUGUUCUCUGUUGGACUGCAUCAUCCUCACUGUAAACUGGAGACACUCAGGCAAGAUGAUUCUGAAUACUUGUGCUAGAUUAAGUAAACAAUAAAUUGACCAUUAAAUUAUAUUGCUUCAUGGUGAAGGGUUUUUGUUUUAUAAGGGCUACCACUGAAUGUUAAAAGCCAUAGCAUAAAGGACAUAAACAUCAUAGAAAUUGGAAAACAAGUAAAGUGACUACUGUACUCACCAUGUCCAAUAUUUAAACAAAU
Molecule: messenger RNA, 3396 nt
Organism: Carassius carassius (crucian carp)
Lineage: Eukaryota; Metazoa; Chordata; Actinopteri; Cypriniformes; Cyprinidae
Product: NACHT, LRR and PYD domains-containing protein 12-like
Exons: 11
Coding region: 449-3220 (923 amino acids)
Molecular function (GO): protein binding
Source: RefSeq, a predicted model, not a curated record